AUGCAACUCCUUGCUGCUUCCACCUUUGCCAUCCUCGCCGGCCUCGUCGCCGGCAGCGCGCCCUGUCCCACGGUGACCACCACCGCAGAGCGGUGCAGCACCUGCGUCGUCCCGGCCUGCUUGGCCAUUUCGACCGUGCAUGUGCCCAGCGGCUGCGGCGUGGCCACCUCGACGGUGUCGUACCCGUGCGCCGAGGGCAACUGCCCGAAGGGGUGCGCGUCCACGAGCUACGUCUACUCUCUCGACUGGCACGAUCCCACCGGGGCGCCGCCUCAGCCUACUGCCACCGACGGUCCGGCCUGCCGUCCUAAUUAG
Molecule: messenger RNA, 315 nt
Organism: Cordyceps fumosorosea ARSEF 2679
Lineage: Eukaryota; Fungi; Ascomycota; Sordariomycetes; Hypocreales; Cordycipitaceae
Exons: 3
Coding region: 1-315 (104 amino acids)
Source: RefSeq, a predicted model, not a curated record